Amborella trichopoda is the source of this 1673-nucleotide messenger RNA. RefSeq lists its product as uncharacterized. Gene Ontology annotation, molecular function: prostaglandin-E synthase activity. The record is from RefSeq and is a predicted model, not a curated record. Gene Ontology annotation, cellular component: mitochondrion. NCBI's taxonomy places the organism in Eukaryota, Viridiplantae, Streptophyta, Magnoliopsida, Amborellales, Amborellaceae.
CAACACGCUGCUCUCUUCCUGCGAUCCUUUCGGUAUGUAGAGAGACAGAGGUAGGCGCCAGCGAGAGAGCGCGUGUGGUUUAGAGAAUGGCUAUGCAUAUGACAAGGAUUCAGGGAUUGUUGCCCUCAUCUUUUCUGCUCCCUAGACUACUUGCAGGAGGAAGAGGAGGACCUUCCUCCAGACUCAUUGGUGCUUCUCACUUCGCUUCUCUCUCUAGCCCACGCCCAAUCCCAAGUAGUCACUUUAAAUUCUCUCCUUUGUUCGCAGGAGCCCUUUCCUUGGGUUUUGCUGGUGCUUUUUCUCUCUUGAAUGAUGCUGAGGCCAAGGAACGCCCUUCGCCAGAGCUCGUUCCCCAUAACGUGGUCCUCUAUCAGUACGAGGCUUGCCCUUUCUGCAACAAGGUCAAAGUUGCUUCCCUUUGUUCAAAUCUUGAAAGCGAUUCGUCUGUUGGCUCUGUUCACAACUUUGUUUUAAAGACUUCGACAUGCGAAAAUGAGAAUUGGGCCUUUCUCGAUUAUCAUGAUAUAGCAUACAAAGUUGUGGAAGUCAAUCCCCUUAGCAAAAAGCAGAUCAAAUGGUCAGAUUACAAGAAAGUUCCCAUUUUGACAGUGGACGGUGAACCACUGGUUGGUUCAUCAGAUAUUGUUGACCACUUACGCAAGAGAAUUCAUCCCAACACACCAGUUCUUGAAGAUUAUGCUGACAGUGAGGAGAAGAAAUGGUGUAGGUGGGUUGAUGAUCACUUGGUGCAUGUCCUAUCACCAAAUAUUUACAGGAGCACUUCUGAGGCACUUGAGUCAUUUGACUAUAUCACAGAACACAGUAAUUUCACUAGUACAGAGAGGUGGACAGUGAAGUAUGCUGGAGCAGCAGCCAUGUACCUCGUCUCGAAGAGGCUGAAGAAGAGGCACAAUAUCACUGAUGAACGUGCUGCACUGUAUGAAGCUGCAGAAACAUGGGUUGAGGCUCUUAAUGGGAGGGAUUUCCUUGGGGGCUCCAAGCCUAACUCAGCAGACUUGGCAGUCUUUGGUGUUUUAAGACCUAUUCGGUAUCUCAGAUCUGGCCGAGAUAUGAUUGAAAACACGUGCAUUGGAGAGUGGUACAUGAGAAUGGAAUUAGUUGUUGGAGAAUCUGCGAGAAUCAAAGUUUAAGAAACAUUUUGAGUUCUGUUACUUAUAGAGUUUGGUCUUUGCUUUUUAUUUUCAGCUAUUAAUUUGCCAUCUGUGCAUUCAUUGAUUGAACAUAAUUCUAUAACCGUUAUCAGUUAUGCAAAGAUGACAGGAUUAAAAGCCGAGAAAUGUGCAAUAUUAAGAGCCUCUCUAAUGAGGAGAAGUUGAUGUGGGAUAUUGGUGUGCACUGAUGAAGAAGUUGCUGGUAUCUCUUCGCUCAAAAAUUUUUAUCAUCUUGGAAAUUACAAGAACUUCCACGUUGCACAUGUUGCUCUCUCUUUUUUCCUGAAAAGAAGUUCAAUUGUGCGUGGAAGUGUAUUCUGACUGUAUCUCCAGCAAGACUUGGGGCUUUUCAAUAAUUCAGUGUGCAGUAUCACAGAAUUUUUUUAACGGCAACUGAAAUCUGUAGCGUCAUGAUGAUGCAAUUAUCUUGGAUUCUUUGACAAGUUUCACUAUAUUUUUAUGGGAAAAGUUUAUACAGAGCCAAGACUAUAAACAAUCAAA